AUGAUCUCACCACGUCCCCUCCUCUACGUUGCCCUCGGGCUUCUCAUGGUCGUAGCCAUCAUCGAACUAUCAUUCAUCUCCGCAAUGGUAGGCUGGCUUCACAGCACAGCCAGCGGAACCUUCGUGAUCCGAGACGGCAACAGAGCAAUACCCUUGAAAGGCGAACCAGCAAACUUCAUAACCGACCAAGGCCACACAAGCAACGGUGCCGCAGGAACAGCCUUUGUCAUCGUCGGUCUAGGAGGAAUCAUCGCACUAUCCCUUCGCAACAGACAUAAUCCUGGAAAAUUCAGUCGCUUGUUCUACAACACGUGGCUCGUCUUCAAUGUCCUGAGUUUGCUUCUUGUCCUUACAGCACUUAUUUAUACAUUCGUCGUUACGAACCAACAUGAUGGUCAGAAUAUUGUACCUGGCUUUGUUGCACAAUUAGACUAUGGCCAGAAAUAUCCCCUAAAGUCGUGGACGCCGCAGGGUUGGUUCGCGGCGGUGUUGGAUUUGAAUAUUAAUGACGCUGGUACGAGGAGCGAUAUUGAGAAGCACCUGAGGAUCAUGAGGGGAUGGCAGUACAACCUCAUUCCUUUCUUUAUCAUUCAUCUUAUUGAGACGGCGCUGGCUCUUUGGGAUGGCAUGCAGAGACGAAAGGAACCCAUGCCUAUGUAUGCACCUACCAAGCAUGAUGUCUAG
Fusarium coffeatum is the source of this 684-nucleotide messenger RNA. RefSeq lists its product as uncharacterized. NCBI's taxonomy places the organism in Eukaryota, Fungi, Ascomycota, Sordariomycetes, Hypocreales, Nectriaceae. The transcript has a single exon. The record is from RefSeq and is a predicted model, not a curated record. The coding region runs from base 1 to 684 and encodes 227 amino acids.